GAUAAAACGCGCCGGGACUCGGAAGCGAGGUUGAUACAUUUUCACGUCGGGGAUAAGAAUGGUUGCGGGCGCCGGGGUGUUUUUCCGACGGCUCGGAGCGCUGAGCGGGGCUGCGGCGGUCGGGGCGGCCGCCUACGGGGCUCAUGAUUUCCGUCGGAGCGACCGAGAUGACUACUUAAAAGAGCUCUACGAGACGGCCAACAAAUAUCACUUCCUUCACAGCCUGGCCCUCCUGGCUGUGCCCCAUUGCCGCUAUCCCCUGAUGGCCGGCAGCAUCCUGUCCCUGGGCAUGGGGAUGUUCUCUGGCGCCCUGUAUUACCACGCCGUGACAGGGGACCCGAUCCUGACCAAGGCGGCCCCUUAUGGUGGUUCCCUCCUCAUCCUCGGCUGGAUCGCCAUGGCCCCUUGACACCCCCAUUUCGGCCAGCCCUGCUCCUCAUUGCCCCUCUUCGGCUAGCCAGAAGGGAGCCCUAGGAGAGGAGAGACGAUAAUCUGCCAAAUGUCAGAGUGGGAUCCCUUGAGGUCUUUAGCCCGCCCCGAACGCCUCUCUCCUGCAUCUUGGAAUUCCCUGAAUGCCGAAUCCCUUGUUAAAAAGCCAAGAUCCUUUCCCCCCCAAAAAAUUGCAACCAGAUUUGAGUUUGCGAUGGAGGAAGAGGUUAGGCCUCGGCAUGCAAUGUCUGAUCAGUGCUUUUCGAUUGGUUUUUUUUUAACUUAAUAAACAAUGAGAAUGAUUUAACUUUUUAAAAAACCCACACAGCUCUUUUUUUUCUGUGAAUAAAUGUCAUGGCAAAUGGUGGCUCUAUGCUAGAUGUCACGCGUAAACUAAGAGCAGGAAACACAAAGCGUUGCGGUGCGUCUCUCCCUCCCUCCCGAGGUUGCUAGACUACAACUUCCAUCAGUCAUGACUUAGAAUCAUAGAGUUUGAAG
Messenger RNA from Zootoca vivipara (common lizard), 927 nucleotides. RefSeq names its product transmembrane protein 256 (gene TMEM256). The record is from RefSeq and is a predicted model, not a curated record. Lineage: Eukaryota; Metazoa; Chordata; Lepidosauria; Squamata; Lacertidae. Gene Ontology annotation, cellular component: membrane.